AUGGUGCACGACAUUAGCAAUGCACCAAAGGGUUACAAAUCUCUCUCCUAUGAAAAGGCAAGAACUUCCGGGCUUGAUGAAUGCAAGAGUCUCGUAGAGAAGGAAAUGGCUCUAGUUAAAGAUACAUGGUAUACACAUGGAGUAUCUAUUGUUUCGUAUGGCUUGGCUAACUGUAAACAAGAUCAUUUGAUCAAUGUAAUUGCAACGAAUUUUUGCGGUGCCAUGUUUAUGUAUUCUGGGGUCUUUAAUGGGGUCGAGAAAACAGGGAAACUUAUUGCUGGUUUUUUGCUCAAUGCUAUAGAAGAAAUCGGUCCCUCCAAUGUUCUAUCAGUGGUGACAACCAAUGCAAAAAAUUGUAUCGCUGCCGGAAGAGAAAUUGAAAAGGUACAUAAACAUAUCUUUUGGUCUCCUUGCGUAUGUCACACAUUGAACUUAGUCUUUAAAGAUUUUGUUGAAUCUUUGCAUUGGAUAAACGACACUUACAAGUGUGGGAAACAAAUAGUUAAGUUUUUCAGAGGCCACAACUACAUGUUAGCAUUAUUUAAGGAAAAUUCAACUAGGAUUCUGUUGAAAGUAGCAAAAACCAGAUUUGGCUCACAUUACAUAGUGCUAAAGAGGUUGCUUCAAUGUAGAGAGUCUCUUGCAACAAUUGUUGUUCUAAGGGCUUAUAAGGAUUGGCUCAUGAAACAAGAUGGAGCAACAAAAACAAUGGGGGGAUUGGAUGUUCAAAAUAUUAAUGAUGAUGAUUUUUGGGAUGAAGUCCAGGAGGUAGUAAGAAUCAUGAAACCAGUUUACAAGUUAAUGAAAUUUUGUGAUGGUGAUGGAUCUAUGAUGGGAGAAAUUUAUGAAAGAAUGGAUAACAUGCUCGGUCAAUUAAAAGAUAUCAUGAGCACUAGCAAAUACAAAACUGAUUUUCCUAAGGAAACAAUUGCAUGUGGUGACAAGGUGGGAUAA
Molecule: messenger RNA, 954 nt
Organism: Beta vulgaris subsp. vulgaris (sugar beet)
Lineage: Eukaryota; Viridiplantae; Streptophyta; Magnoliopsida; Caryophyllales; Amaranthaceae
Exons: 1
Coding region: 1-954 (317 amino acids)
Source: RefSeq, a predicted model, not a curated record